ACCCCAGGUGCUGGACUGGAAGGUCUGUUCAGAUUUGUGUAACGUUCUGUGUGUCAGAGUGGAGAUGGUGAUGCUGGUGAAUCAUGGGGUCCUCCAGUGUUACUCAUAGAUGAUCUCAGUGUGCUCCUGAGUUUAGGUGUUAGUGUUGGAGCGAUACUAGACUUUACCCUCUACUGCCAAGCCACUGUGUGCUCUGAGUUACAGGGAAAUGUGGUUAUUCUGGUGAGAUGUGAGGAGGAGGAUGCAGAUGAUGAUGAAGAGGGAUCAAACCUGCUCCGGAGGGGACUAGUUCAUCAGUGUAACUUGGCAUUACAUGUAGAGGGGUUACCAACGGGCUACUGCAGGGACAUACAUGGACAGAUGGAGGUUUGGUGGCGACAGGGAGAAGAGACCAUCUACAACCAACGAAAAAUAUUUCAUUUUAAAGUCCAUGAUAAAGGAGCAUCGUUUUUCGCUCGAGGGACUUCUAGUGCUGUACUCUAAGGUGUUCUCUGGCUUACCCAGCAUGCUGCAGCGGCCUUACAGCCUCGACGUGUCAGCGCAGCUCCUGCGGACUGAAGCCUUCAUAGAAGGGCGCUGGGUCUCCGCUGCAUCCACAUUCCCCGUGUUAGAUCCAGCCACGGGAGAAGAGAUCGCGAAGGUGUCCGACUGCGGUACAAAGGAAGCUCAAGACGCUGUCAAUGCUGCGUACAAAGCGUUUCACCUGUGGAAGAGUCAGACAGCCAAGGAAAGAAGCAUUUUGCUGCGGAAAUGGUUUAAUCUGAUCAAUGAGCACAAGGAAGAUCUUGCCAAGUUGAUCACAGCCGAGUCUGGGAAGCCCAUGAAGGAGUCUGUUGGUGAGAUUACAUAUUCUGCCUCCUUUCUGGAGUGGUUUUCUGAAGAGGCCAGACGUGUAUAUGGAGAUAUUGUCGCACCUCCAGCCAAGGACCGCAAGAUCCUGUUACUCAAGCAGCCGGUGGGAGUGGCUUCCAUCAUUACACCUUGGAAUUUCCCCAGUGCCAUGAUCACCAGGAAAGUGGGCGCAGCGCUUGCGGUGGGCUGCACUGUGGUGGUGAAGCCGGCUGAGGACACGCCUCUCUCUGCUCUGGCACUUGCUGAGCUGUCGGUUCAGGCCGGCAUUCCUCCUGGGGUGUUUAAUGUGGUGCCCUGCUCAAGAGAAAAGACCCCUGCUGUUGGGGAGCUGUUCUGCACAGACCCUCUCGUGGCCAAAAUCUCAUUUACUGGCUCCACAGCCACUGGCAAGGUACUACUAAGACAUGCUGCAGGAACUGUCAAAAGGGUCUCUAUGGAGUUGGGAGGACAUGCCCCCUUUAUUGUAUUUGAUAGUGCUGAUGUAGAUAAAGCAGUUGCAGGAGCGAUGGCUUCCAAAUUCAGGAACUCAGGCCAGACCUGCGUGUGCUCCAACCGCUUUUUGGUGCAGAGUGGGAUCCAUGAUGCUUUCAUGGAGAAGCUGGCGAAGGCUAUGGAUGCCGAACUGAAGGUUGGCCACGGCUCAGAGCCCACCACCACACAAGGGCCGCUCAUCAACACCCGCGCUGCAGAGAAGGUGGAGAACCAGAUUGUAGAUGCUGUGGCACAGGGAGCAGUCAUAGUUCGAGGUGGGAAGAGACUGGAGGGCUCCUUCAUGCAGCCCACCCUGCUGUCCAGUGUCAACACUGACAUGCUCUGCAUGCGAGAGGAGACCUUUGGACCCCUUAUUCCUGUUGUUAAGUUCAACACAGAGCAGGAGGCACUUGCCAUUGCCAAUGCUUCUCCUGUUGGUUUAGCAGGUUACUUUUACUCCAGAGACAUCAGUCAGAUCUGGCGGGUGGCUGAGCAGAUGGAGGUGGGCAUGGUUGGGGUCAACGAAGGUCUGAUCUCCACCACAGAAGCCUCUUUUGGUGGAAUCAAACAGUCUGGACUGGGCAGAGAAGGAUCCAAAUAUGGCAUUGAUGAGUAUCUAGAAAUAAAGUACAUGUGUUUGGGGGGACUCUCCCUUUAAAGACAAUGGUUACUGGCAGGCAGUAUGUCAUUAUUCAAGCAAGACCAUCAUACAAACAUUAAUCCACAAAACACAUGAUACAUUCUCUCUUUUAAUCAGAUGUAACUGAAUAAUGACUAUACAGAGACAUUUCACU
This is a messenger RNA of Sinocyclocheilus grahami, 2117 nucleotides long. RefSeq names its product succinate-semialdehyde dehydrogenase, mitochondrial-like. Gene Ontology annotation, cellular component: mitochondrion. Gene Ontology annotation, molecular function: succinate-semialdehyde dehydrogenase (NAD+) activity. The record is from RefSeq and is a predicted model, not a curated record. The coding region runs from base 353 to 1981 and encodes 542 amino acids. Lineage: Eukaryota; Metazoa; Chordata; Actinopteri; Cypriniformes; Cyprinidae. Gene Ontology annotation, biological process: GABA catabolic process. The transcript is spliced from 13 exons.